UAUUCUGUUCUCUGUGCUCAAGCCUUUCGCACGACGACGAUGGCAGCUCAUGAUCAGGCGUCGGUGGAUGAUUAUCCGUCUCUUCUCUGGGUAAUAAUUCCUCCAGUCAUUUUCCUUUCCGCGUAUUUUACCCGGAAAUGGUAUCUGGCUCGACGACUUAGACUUCAUGGGAUCGGAAAAGGCGGUACAUGUGCUCUCAUUUCCUCGGUCCUCGUACUAAACAGCCUUUCAGCUCCUGGUUUCCAAACUAAUGUCCGCCGUAUCCGUGUCACUCCCGAAAUAGCUGCUCGCAUUAGGAGAGGAGAGGAAGUGAGCCCAGAUGAAAUAGCCGCCGCUUCUGCAAAAGCUGAAGCAGGGAAUGUUACGAGCGCAGUUAGUUCUUCCCCCAAAACGGAAGCACAAACAACUUCAUCUGUUGAGCCUGUCAACGAAUGGCUUCCUCAGUCUAUAAUUACACCGAAAAAACGGGGAAAGGGCAAACGUAGAAUUACCAGCCAACGAGGUCGUAGUGGUAUAACAUCCCUGAACACGAAAUCACCAACCAACGCAGUUCCAGAGCAUCUCAUCGUCGUGUAUUAGAACUAACUCUAGUCAUGCUCGACCAGUCUUCGCCAGGUGACGCAACUGAUGCUCGUCGAGCCCCCUCUAUCGCAGCUUUUGCGAGUGGUUACCAGAGAGUCGUUUCGCAUUAAACCGCAAAAAGUUUCACAUCCAAUUAUAGAUUCUGUGAAAUUUGUUUGGGAACACUCUCAGAUCAACUACCGUUCGACUUCGCGUCAAGGUAUCUUCAAGCAUGAAUUGAUUGUUUGAAGCCUCGGUAUAAAAGACAUUGGCGUAGGAGCAAAUGGUCACUCGUUCC
Lentinula edodes (shiitake mushroom) is the source of this 859-nucleotide messenger RNA. RefSeq lists its product as uncharacterized. The record is from RefSeq and is a predicted model, not a curated record. Lineage: Eukaryota; Fungi; Basidiomycota; Agaricomycetes; Agaricales; Omphalotaceae. Bases 40 to 579 code for a protein of 179 amino acids. The transcript is spliced from 4 exons.